Messenger RNA from Amoebophrya sp. A25, 3253 nucleotides. The record is from the annotation of a GenBank genome assembly. NCBI's taxonomy places the organism in Eukaryota, Dinophyceae, Syndiniales, Amoebophryaceae.
GCGAAAUUAGGGAAAGGGAGUCCCGCAGGGAGGGAGCCCCGGAGGUGGGUUCUUCGUCAGUAAAAAGUUAAAAAUACAGCAAGAAAUAGCAAACAUAAAAAACAUCAUAUUAAAAUAUCAAGUUUUAUUGGAAAUUGAAAUAAGGUUCUUAGUAUAAAGAGUUCUCGUAGAGGUUUUGGACUUAUCUACAUCGUUUUCGUACUCGAUCAUCAUACCAUCACUCCCAUUGUUUGAGCAAAAGUUUAAGGUUCAAAGUUGUCUUCAUAUCUGUCCUCGCUAUCCUGCUCUGACGAACCUGUAGUGUCUCAUUUUCCUCACAAAAAUCGAGAAGAAAUCAUGUUGGAUGUUUGUUUGCCCACAGUAGGACCACGAAAAGCUGGUCCUCACGAGGACCAUACGGUCAUCGGCCAGUCGUGCUCCUCCAGAGUCGUUCCCGAUUCGAUCCGAUUGUGUUUGAAGUGCUGUAUUUGUGGUGCGGACGUGCAUGAGAAGACUCCAGGUGCGCGCUGCCUCGCUUGUCUCCGCACCGAGGCAGUGAAGGCGUCACAGCCGUUUGCGCCAAGUGCUUGCAACGUGAAGAUGUGCAAGGGCUGCGGUCGCUACUUGACGUUCAAUUCGUCCGGCUCGAUUCAGCGAUGGGUGCGUGCCGAAUGGGAGUCGAGGGAAUUGAUUGCUUUGUGCCUGAAAAGUUUGUGUGGUGGCUCCGGGAACAGCGUGGCAUCUUCCAACGGCACACCUUCAGCUGGUGCAGGAGGCUCUUCUACCUCAGCAGGAGGUGGCUCUCUACAGGCGAGUGACAUCCUCGACGCGAUGUUCCUGUACACAGAACCGCACUCACGGCGCAUCAAGAUUCGUGUCACCUUCGCAACCCAUUUCGGCAGUAUUGCGCCUUCGGGCCCAAACAUCUACGGUGGAGGAAACGGGACGUCAGACGAUGCCGGCUCCUUUAGUGGUGGUGUCGGGAUCAGCACUUCUUGCUCUAGGAGGAACUCCGCGACAGAAACUGACCGCAAUAAACUCCUAGAACAACUUUUGAACGAGGACGAUGAGUUUGAAGAAGGCACUCAAGACCCAGACGAUGGUCUUCAGAAGCUGGAUGGUAACGAGGAUCAUCUCCAUGUUGACAAACUUGAUGCGGCCUAUGCGGCAGCGUCUGCUGGUGGUUCGCUGCUAGCCGGCACAGCCUCCCGCACGGCUUCUUCCAUAGAAUCGAGUUCGUUUCAAGUUCGUGAAACCCGCGACAUCGAAUUUGUGGUUCAAACUCAACAAUGCGCGGACUGUGCGCGCGAAUACACGCCGCACACCUGGACCUAUUUGGUCCAGCUUCGCCACGCAAAAGCGCGUUACUUCUCUGUCGACGCGGCCAGGCGACUCUUUGCUCAAGUUGAGAGUCUGGUGCUACAACGAGGAAAUAACAAGCAAGGUGGUUCUGGAGGAAAGAGUGGAGGCUCUGGCUCGUCCUCUGGCGGUGGUGGUGGAGGAGGUGGCGCUUCUUCUACUUCAGGAGGCGCAUUUUGUCUGUCCCAAUUGGUCAAGACGGAAUGGAUGAAAGAUGGGCACGGUGCUGAUUUCUAUUUCCGCAACAAGCUGCAGGCGCAUGCGUUCAUUCAGUUGAUUCGCAAGCACUUCGUCACUGGAUCCGAGAAGCUAAAAGAGUCCAAAUCGUUGAUCAAGCGCGACGAACAGAAUGCGUUUUCGCGCUACAAGUUUACCACUUGUCUGUCCCUUUCGCCGAUUCUGAAGUGGGACUUGGUCGCGAUCGUCGAUCCCAAGGCCAUCUUGCGGCAUCCAGUUAAAGUUCGCAACGGGGCUGAACUGGUGCGCACCACUGGAGUUUUGCUAUGUGUUGGCGCAAAGAACGGCCGCUUGGAUCUUUUGGACCCUUGCAGUGGGCGCGUCUACGUAAUGCACGAUUGGAAGGGUCUGUUGACGAUCGCCGACCGCACCCAGACCAAGGCAUUUACGGUGCUGGACGUGGAAACGGGCAACUGGAACUGUACCCAGGGGUUUAAUAACGAUGACGAUGCUCUUUUAUCUACUUUCGAGGAUGAAGAUGACGAAAUCGACAUCGACAUCCAACCGAUAGAAGAUGAAGCAUCAGGCAAGAUGAAGGAUAUGAAAAGCGUGCAGACCAGAAGCACAGGAGAAGUGGCGGAAGACGAUGGCAACGGAGGUUUCUCAUCGAGCAACAGUGGCGCAGAGGGGGACGAUCUGGAAAUGGCAGUUAAUCAUGGUGAAGACGGAAGUGCUGUUGCAGAUUCAGAUUGUGCCACAAUAUCGAAGUCAAAUUCAUCAAUGAAGGAUACAAUUACAAAAUCUCCCGAACAAGCUUCCACGACUAAGAAAAAGAAAGCAAAAACGACGACAUCAAACAAUAACAAGGCGACAACAUCACCAGGUUCACCCCAGCUAGGUCCAUCCAGUCCGCAACGAUGCAUUGCAAAGAGCCCGACUGUAAGACUGAGUGUCGCGCGUACGUGCGAUCUAGGCACGACAGAAGACGGAAAUCAGAUUCAUGGGGUAUGGGGAUCGCACUGUCUCAAUUGCGACGUCAGCGACCAGGUGUGGGCCUACGACUUGCGUGCCCUCAACCGCAGUGAGCUAGAGGAGUUGGCAGAUAGACGGAUUACUCUGCCAGAGGCAGUACUUUGCUACAAAGUCAAAGCCACUGCGGGAACGAUUCCUUGAUGAAGAGAAGUCGGGAAGACUGCGAACUAUCAGCAAGUAUAUCUACCUAUAAAUAUGCCUGACUCUCCUGUUCCAAUCAAUAUCUAUCAAAUUUUUUGGAUACCUCUCAGUAAUGGUCCUAGACCUGUCUCCAACUACCUUGUUGUAGUUCUCAAUGUUGCUGAGGCACCUUGAAAUCACUCUCUAAACCAGGAGAGCUUUCUGUCGUGUUUCAAUGACGCUGUAGUUCUCGUUGCGACCAACAACGAUGAAAUGUGCAGAACCCUCUCAUCGUUGUUGUAACACGAGCAUGAAAAAAAAGUUGCUACGAUUUUUCUGGUGAAAGCUUGAAGUAGCUGGAUUUGGAUGAUGUUGAUGACUUUCUGGUAGUGGUUGGUAACGUCUUGGAAGUUGUGAAUUUAUCGUGGAAGAUUACCGUCAUGUCAUGUGUCAUUACCGAUUGAAAGAGAUGACAGGCUGUGAGGGCCUGUCACUUCUAGCCGCGGCGACAAGCAAGAACUGAAGUCGGCUAAGUCGCGACAACAGAAAAAGUUUUUUCCCUGUAAGACUAUGUCUAAGAGUGAAG